UGAUAUUUCCGGAUUUUCUUUUUGUGAGAAAUCAAUGGAAUCUUCUAAAUAAUAUAUUUAGCAUUAAAAUGCUUAUGUUAACAGUGGGAAAUUACUACUUUAGCAAGAGAACUGUCAACUGGAUUUUGAAUUUUAUUCUGUUUUUGAUUGUUGCCAUUGCCUGGGUGCAUGCAAUUGCUGCUGGUCGAUAUGCAUCCAUACGCUAUCUUAAACAACACUGGUAACUUCAGCAAUCUUCAGCCUAUGAUUAGCAUCUCUUGAAUAACAUGGAGGUAAAGAAUGAAAAUGCUGCUCUCCUCAGUAACUAUGAAGUGUUCAGUUUGAUGACUGACAUUCAGGCUGGUCGGGGACAAAGGAAGCCAAAUAAACAUCAGCAAAAUCUGGCGACAGUCGUCUACGAGACAGUGAAGUAUUUACAGGACACUCCUUGUAAAGUUCAGAGUGAAACUGGGAUACAAGAAUUCAUGAAAGACAUGGCUCCAUACAAACUAACUAAAGCAGAAAAGUUACAGUUGUUAAACCACCGACCCACGACAGCAGUUGAAAUUCAGGUCAUGAUUGAAGAGAGUGAAGAACGUCUUACAGAAGAACAGAUCUAUGAAGUUUUAGACAUUAUUGCUAAACAUCUUCCUGAUCAGAAUGAGACCGACAUGGAGCAAGGUGCUGAGGAGACUGUUCCUGGAGAAACUGACUCUUGAUAAAUGUAUACCAUACACUGCAGUGUUAUGGGGAAAACAUUUCAGAUUUUGUUUUAGCCCUGUAUAUAUAUUUUUUUUUUUAACAUCAAUUUGUCUGGCAUCCAUACGUUGUCCAUCUGUCUGUUGACUUGAGAUUUCAUAGGAUUGUUCCAAAAUUUGGUACUGUACCAAUGAUUCUUUGGGAAGAUAUUUAGAAAAUUUUGAAUCUGAUUUUUAAAAAAAUAAAUUAUGAAUAUUUAAAUUGAAAUUUGACCAUAAAAAUUUCAGUCUUUCUUCUCGUACAUUUUUUGAUUGUAUUGUUCUGAAACAUGGUACAAUUAUCAUCUGUGGCAGGCUCCACAAAUAUUAACUAAUAGAGAACUAUUUAGGAACAUUUGAAAGUCAGUCGCCUAGUGUUUUGAUUGGAUAGUUCUGAAACUUGGUACAUGAUUCUCCGGGGCAGUCUUCACAAAGUAAUAGAGAGAGAAUUAGAAUUUUAUUUUUGGUAAUGGACAAUGUGAAAGUCUAUAGAUCUUAUAGAAUUUUGAUCGGAUAGUUCUGAAACUUGUACUACAAUUAUCUUUAUUUUGUUAAUAUUAAACUUUAACAAAUUAACAUUGAAAUUAUGGAAGCCUGUUUGAAUAUUUUACUGGUAACAAAAUUGAAAAGGAAAUAGCAGAGCUCUUUUGGGGAGUAUUAGUGAAUUUGCAAAGAACUUUUUGUAAAUUACCUUAAAAUUGCUGUUUCAUAUUCGGUCAAAUUUACCUUGGAAAUUGUUAUUGUAAAACAAAACAAAAAGAUGUCAUACUUGGAUGGAAUUUUAGUAUUCAGCAUAUGCCAUCAUUAUUUUUUAGGUUUAUUUUGUAAAAUCUAAAUUAAUGUUUAUCAAAGUCAAAUCAUUCUUACUCUUUAGUUUAAAUAUAUACAAUUGUUAGAAAUUGAUGUAUAAACUUGGUGUAUCUGAAAACCAAACACGAGUGUACAUACCCUGUAUACAUCCGAUUGUUCAAGAUGUAGAUGUAUACAAAUUGGGUAUUUUGUCAUUCCUGGAAGCAAGCAGUGAAAGUGCCUUGGUUUAGACAAAUGUUUUCUCACCUUGAUGCUGGAGACCAGUCAAUACUAGUGAUCUUACUAAACAUGAUUUAAUCUCUUUUAAGGUUCUAGCAAUUUUAGUCAUUAUGUGUUACAUAGAUCUGUCUUUUGAAAGAUAAAUGUACUACUGUGGACUAGCAUUUGUCUGUAUACCAGUGGUUGAGAAAAUGAUUUCGACUCGUAUUUAUAGAAUGCAUAUUAUUGUCAUUUUUUUUAUAAAAACUAAUUAAAUAUAAUCUACCUGG
This is a messenger RNA of Gigantopelta aegis, 2014 nucleotides long. RefSeq names its product DNA-directed RNA polymerase III subunit RPC9-like. Gene Ontology annotation, biological process: transcription initiation at RNA polymerase III promoter. The record is from RefSeq and is a predicted model, not a curated record. Gene Ontology annotation, molecular function: nucleotide binding. The transcript has 2 exons. The coding region runs from base 267 to 698 and encodes 143 amino acids. Lineage: Eukaryota; Metazoa; Mollusca; Gastropoda; Neomphalida; Peltospiridae. Gene Ontology annotation, cellular component: RNA polymerase III complex.